This is a messenger RNA of Staurois parvus, 1416 nucleotides long. Lineage: Eukaryota; Metazoa; Chordata; Amphibia; Anura; Ranidae. The record is from the annotation of a GenBank genome assembly.
AUGCACAUUUUAUCAAGACUGACAUUUACUUCUGGAUGCCCAUCCAAAUGCAUCUGUGCCUCUGACCUACUAAGCUGUACAAAAGUUAGCCUGACCAAUGUGCCGGAAAAUCUGCCAGCCACAUCUGCCAGUAUGGACCUGAGCCAUAACUCCAUCGCAUCUCUUCGUGACGACUGGUUGGCCAACAUCCCACAUCUGCACAUUCUGCGACUUAGCCACAAUCGAUUAAAAUCUCUGUCAGUCGGUGCCUUUCGCAACGCCACCGAGCUGAGACACCUAGACCUGUCCUCAAACCAUCUCCAGACUGUGCAGAUGGAAUUUUUCCAGACACUCUUUAGACUGGAGGAACUUCUUUUAUACAACAACUUCAUCACCUAUGUGGAGGAGAUGGCCUUCAACCGCCUGGCCAACAUCCGUAAAAUCUACUUGAGUUGGAAUAACCUGACCAGCUUCGCAUUCAGUUCCAUGCAGAAUCUGACAAACCCCCAUCUCCGUACCCUAGAUCUGUCCUCCAACAAGUUUGCAGAGUUGCCGGUGGAGGAGGUUUCCUCACUUCCUGCCUUCAUCAAGAAUGGGUUGUACUUGCACAAUAAUCCGCUAACUUGUAACUGCGCCCUGUUCAUGCUGCUCAGCCACUGGGAGCACCGCGGCUUCUCUUCUGUACUGGAAUUCUCCCAGGAACACACCUGUCUCUACAUGGGAAAGCGACGAGCGGUCGUUCGGAUCUUGAAGUCUCAGAGUGGGUUUGAUAAUUGCUCUGUGGGGCUAGGGCAACACAUUCCCGACCCGGGACUCAAAGUUCUUGUUGGGAAACGACUCAUGGUGACUUGUAAUACCAGCUUGCCACAGGAAAACACAACCUUCUUAUGGAUUUCGCCAGCCUACGACUUUAUUUUUCCUCCGGGGAACAGUAACCAAAGCUUUAAGAUACAUCCCAACGGCACUUUGGAAAUUCACAAGGCUCAGCCGUGGAAUUCAGGAGUCUACCUGUGCAUUGCAGUUAACAGAAGACUUAGUUAUAAUGCGACCCAUGAGGUAAAUAUUACUGUGCAUUUUCCCAAGCCUGAAGAGUCCUUCAACACUGGUCUCACCACCCUCUUGGGUUGCGUCGUUAGCCUUGUCUUGGUUUUCAUCUAUCUCUACAUGACUCCCUGUCGCUGUUUCCGUUGCUGCUUAAAGCCUCCGCAGACUCCAAGUCCUCCGCAGGAGAGCAGCGCCCAGUCCUCCAUCCUUUGUGGGACCCCUCCAGCCACCGAAGGACCCAACAGCCGCAAAGCUGGAGCCAGUCGACACGUGGUCUUCCUUGAGCCGAUAAAAGAAGGACGCGUGGAGAAGCACCCAAAGAUUCUGCAGCUGCGAACGGAUUCCGAUUCCGCAAGCUCGGUCUUUUCAGAUAUUCCAAUUGUUCAGACGUAA